GGGAGAGACGUAUUUUCCUAAAAUAAUAAAUUUAUCAAUACCGAAUAAAAAUUUUGGAUCAAAAUCCGAAAGGUCUAGUUUCUUUCCAGAAUUAAUUGAGUUAAUUAAAAAGUAUUUUUCUCGUGGGUGUUUUUCUAUUGCUAAAUUCGUUUUAAUUUUUUGGAAAGAGUCUUUUCGUGAAGCCGAUACAUCUGUCUUGUUUGGCAUUGAGAAUGCAUAAGUCAUGGAAUGGUCUCAACUAGUCCAAAAAUGAAAGAAUACAGAGAACGAGGAGUGUUAUCAUAGGAAAGGGUCUUCUACAAGACACAUUUGCCGAAAUAUAGCCGACAUGCAGAGAUUCAGCGAUUUCAUAUACGGACGUGUCGAAAGCGAUUGCGAAACAAAUAAGCCAUUCAAGGUCUUACUUGCCUUUUAUGGUUUGAUCGGUAUAAAGGCGAAACCACAAGGCCUCUUACCUACAUUGCACAUGGUGUUCUUUUGCAUUGCAUACGCCUAUACGCCAUUCCUAGCUAUAGUGGGCUUCUUGCGGUACCAAAAAACCGCAACUGUAACAGAGUCUCUAUCGGCGUUGCAAGCGUUUAUCAAUGCUAUAUUUGCCGCAGCAAAGUCAGUAGCAGUUUUAGUUAACUUUAAGCGCUUUCAAAGCGUCGAGCCGAUAAUGAAAAGUUUGGAUGAACGCUACAAAACGCCAGAGGAGCGUCAGCAUAUAACAGACAGUGUUACGGAUUGCACGCGCUUAUAUGCCGCCAUGGGAUUCAUUUAUUACUUGUAUGGCCUCAUUUCUAUUCUAACAGCGUUAAUAAUACAUAAGCAACCAUUUGGUGGCUGGUAUCCAUUUCUCGACUUGAUUAGCAAUCCAACGGUGCAUUUCUAUUCAUGUUUGUCUUUCGAAACGUGGUAUUUGUAUUUCUUACUGACGGCGCAAUACCUGCAUGAUGUGUACCCAACUUUAUACAUGCGAACAAUACGCGCACACAUGCAACUGCUAAGAGAACGUAUUGGUCGACUAGGUGUGGACCCCGACAAAAGCGAUGAUGAGAAUAACAAAGAAUUAAUCGACUGUAUUGCUACGCAUCAGCAAAUAUUACAGGUGGUGGAUAUGGUCCGCUCCGUUUGCUCACCAACCAUUUUUAUGCAAUUCGUUUGUGUUGCUCUUGUACAUUGUGUCUGUAUGGUUAAUAUUUUCGUUUUCGCCGAUACGCUUAAUCGGGUCAUUACGAUAUGGUAUUAUCUUAUGGUUGCAACGCAAAUCUUACCCACUUGCUAUGAGGCAUCGACGCUUGAGAUGGAAAGCUCUAAAUUGCCCGUCGCAAUAUUUCACUGCAAUUGGCUGGCUUUAGAUAAACGUGGACGAAAGCUGAUCCUCUUCUUUAUACACCACGCUCAGAAGGAGGUUACCUUUGUUGCAAUGCAUUUGUUCGAAAUCAAUAUGCGCACAUAUUUGUCAAUUGCAAAAUUUUCAUUUACAUUGUACACAUUUGCGAAUGAGAUGGGCUUUGGACAGAAUAUAAAGGAAUUAGCAGAGUCAAAGGGGAAAAAAUAAUACUGGUGAAGCGAUUUGUGGUAGUCGAAAGGCGAAUUAUAUUCUUUAUAUAUUGGACUUGGAAGGCUGAGAUCUAUCAAAGUACAACAUUGUGAACGAAUAUGAACUUUAGAAGAACUUUGGAUUUGGACCACUUUUUCAUUAAUAAUUUCAUUUCAUUAUCAACUAAACAUUUCAUUAGUAGUUGACGCUAGCACUAUUUUAUGUAGCCUAUAGAAAAUUAAUAAAUUGUAGAGAACGUUUUCCCUUAGAACAGCAAAA
This is a messenger RNA of Bactrocera tryoni, 1804 nucleotides long. RefSeq names its product odorant receptor 7a-like. Gene Ontology annotation, molecular function: odorant binding; olfactory receptor activity. The transcript is spliced from 4 exons. The coding region runs from base 329 to 1543 and encodes 404 amino acids. Lineage: Eukaryota; Metazoa; Arthropoda; Insecta; Diptera; Tephritidae. Gene Ontology annotation, biological process: sensory perception of smell; detection of chemical stimulus involved in sensory perception of smell. The record is from RefSeq and is a predicted model, not a curated record. Gene Ontology annotation, cellular component: plasma membrane.